Plasmodium knowlesi strain H is the source of this 1743-nucleotide messenger RNA. Its product is annotated as SICAvar, type I (fragment). Lineage: Eukaryota; Apicomplexa; Aconoidasida; Haemosporida; Plasmodiidae. The transcript has 3 exons. The annotation marks the transcript as partial. The record is from RefSeq and is a predicted model, not a curated record.
GAUGAAAUACAAUCAGAAAUUAAUAAGGAAUUAAAGAAACUUUUAGAACAUAUUACGAAUGAAGGGAAUUGGAAGCAGAAGGACCUUGCCAAAUACUGCAAGGACGACAUCAAAAGGAAUGGCGACACCGACGGAGAAAUAACUGCUAAGAAAAAAGCUUGUAAGCUUUUUGCUUUAGGUUUAGACCAUAUUUCUAAACUUAAGGACAACAACGGUGAUGGACCACUUAAACAAACUAUGAUGUGCGCAGCACUUAAUCUUUAUGCUGAUCAAUUAACAAACAAAUCAACAGAUCAAUGUCCUUUAGAUAAUGAAAAAUUGGAACAGGCAAUAAAAUACGCUUUUGAACACAAUAAUGCCACUAAGAAUGGAAAAACUUCAUGCUCAACUCCUAAUUCUUGUUUUGAAUGCACGAGGCAAGGCACUUUCCCCAGGUGUAAAAUUGGCAAGGAAGAAAUAAAGGAGAAAAUGAACGACCUCCUCAACAAGGAAGACCAAAUCAACUCCCAAACCAACACCAGCAAAAUGGACGAAACACUAGACAAAAUAAACAGUAAAGACAUUUUUUGUACUGAACUCCAAUGUGCAAUCCAACAACGACUAAAGAUCAAAGGAAAAUCACCCUCAACCGGAACACCACCAUCUUGGGACCAAAUCAAAGAUGACGCCAAGGAUGAAUUAUCGAAACUUCUACAACAAAUGACGGAAGGUCAGACUAAAGGGAACUUUGCCAAAUAUUGCAAUGACAACGACGCUAAAUGGAAUACUUUACGCAAUAAAGAAAAACAAACAAAUAAAGCAGCUUGCUUGCUUUUUGCUGCAGGGUUAAAACACAUUUAUGUCCGCGGUAAGGGCCAGGUUAAUGGCUCUGUUAAGGGCCCAUCGUUUGGACAAACGAUGGGUUGUUUAUUUCUUAAAGAGUAUGCAAAACAAUUAAAAGUAAUGGCCAAAGCGAAGAAAGAAUAUGAGGUACAUCCUCUUUGUAGUGUAGAUAAAGGCAUAGAUCGCGCUUUUGAACAAAGUAAAGACAUUAUGGAGACUGUAUUACCUAAAUGCAGCAGUGGUCCUAAUGGUAUUUCUUGUUUUGAAUGCAAAAUUGACCAAGAUUAUGGAACUUGCUUAAUUGGCACUGACAAAGUAAAGUCCAAUGUGGAACCAAUGCUCAAAGACAAUGACCGAAACCAAAAACAUAUGGAAGAAACAUUAGCGAAUACACUUUGUCCCAUUCUUCCUAUGGAUUUUCUUACCCCUUUUCUUCCUUUGGCUCCUGUCUCCAUUGGCCUUUCUGCUAUGGCUUAUUACCUUUGGAAGUAUUUUGGUCCUCUUGGUAAAGGAGGACCACGUUUCAGAAGAUCUCCUACUGAAAUUCCUGGUUCAUCAGUACAGGAACAAGUCUACGAUCAUGUGCAGCAAGAAGCAGGUCCACAUGAAUAUCGAUUGGUGAAGGAACGAAAACCUCGUUCAGUUCCAACGAGGACGAAACGUUCUGGUGGUGUGAAUCGCCGCACAAUUAUUGAAAUUCAUUUUGAAGUGUUGGAUGAAUGUCAAAAAGGGGACACACAAUUGAAUCAGAAGGAUUUUCUGGAACUUUUGGUUCAAGAAUUCAUGGGAUCCGAAUUUAUGGAAGAAGAACAGGUUCCUAAGGAAGAAGUUCUUAUGGAAGGUGUUCCUUUGGAACGAGUUCCUAUGGAAAAUGUUCCAAUGGAACGUGUUCCAAGUUUAGGUUCCGGGUUAAUGGUUUAA